Messenger RNA from Nanorana parkeri, 2725 nucleotides. It is a transcript of the gene RNF43, whose product is annotated as ring finger protein 43. The record is from RefSeq and is a predicted model, not a curated record. Gene Ontology annotation, molecular function: ubiquitin protein ligase activity; frizzled binding. The transcript has 10 exons. Gene Ontology annotation, biological process: ubiquitin-dependent protein catabolic process; Wnt receptor catabolic process. Lineage: Eukaryota; Metazoa; Chordata; Amphibia; Anura; Dicroglossidae. Bases 54 to 2150 code for a protein of 698 amino acids.
GCUAUUGAAUGGAGAGGGGGGCACUGAUCGAUUAAGGCCAUGGACGGGGCUGCAUGCGGUCCCCUGCCCUGGGGGUAGGCAAGGCACCACGUUCCCAGGACGGGCAGGCUGCGCUAUGGAUGCCUGCUGCUGGCUGCAGUAUGAGUAGAGCCCGGCUGCAGCUGGCAUCCCUGUGGCUGCUUCUCAUGCUCAGUGUGCAGGCGAGGCUGGUGGUCACCGAGAGCAACCAGAGAGCUCUGAUCCGGGUCCAACCUUUGAAGAUGGACACCCCGAACUUCACCGUGGAAGGGAUGUUCGCUAAGGUGGCGGAUGUCAGCCCCGCCGAGGGCAGGCUUUUCCAGUUUCACCCGCUUUCUCUGUGCAAUGCCAGUGAUGAGGAUCCACCAAAAUUCGCAUUCGUCUCAAUUGUCAAACUGGAGAGCCCAGAGCGUUCUCCCCAGCCCUGUUUAUCUCUGGCAAACAAGGUCCGCCUUGCAGGGGAGAGAGGCUCUCGCGCUAUACUCUUUGAUAUUACUGAUGAUGAGGGAGCUGCAGACCAGCUUCACCAGCCAGCUGGAUUAAGUCAACCUGUGGUACUAUUACGGGCUCAUGAUGCCGAGCGGUUGAUGAACCUUGUGCACAACAACACAGAGGCUUGGGUGGUGAUUGAGGUUCUGGAGCAGCCCAAGUGGCUUGACCAUGACAUCUGGAUCCUGGUCACAGUGGUGGGCACGGUCUCAGUGAUUGUCUUAUGUUCUGCCAUCCGGUUGCGCUGCAAGCAGCCCCCAGCACAGGACUCUUUGCAGCAGCAGACUUCACUAGCCAUAAGCCGGCUUGGUACCAGAAAAUACCAGCCUCGAGGGUCAAGAGAUUGGCGUGCAAAUGGUGGCAGACUGGAAACUGCAAGCACCAGCAGUUCUGUGCCUGUGUGUGCUGUAUGUCUAGAGGAAUUCUCAGAUGGACAGGACUUGAGGAUAUUGCCCUGCUGUCAUGAGUAUCACCUGGAGUGUGUUGAUACCUGGUUGAGGCAGAAUCACACCUGCCCCCUGUGUAUGUUUAACAUCCUAGAAGUGAACACACCUUCACGCCCAGCUCAGUUGCGUCCUUCUGCGCAGCCACAGUUUUGGAGACAAUACCCAGGUGCUGCUCAUUUGCAGCAUUCUCUACAGCCCCACACUACAUCUUCGGUGUAUCCUCCAAUGAAUAAUAGAAUAUUUGUGUCCCGCACACCCUAUUUUCUUGGCUCUGUACAACCCUGGGAAUCAGCAGUGCCUCGUCCUCGUUGGGCAUCAGAGGGCCCCAGGGAAGUGUCACAUUCUCAGGUGUCCAGUGGAUAUUUACCAGAUGACCCAGGCAGUGACAGCAGCUCAGGUCCAUUUAAUGGGUCCUCCAGUGAGAACUGUACAGAUGUCAGUCUACGUUGCCUACAAGGGUCCUCCUCCUCUUCUUGCCACAGCUCUCAGAGCAACCCAGGGGAUUCUCCCCCUCCAGCACUUGCCUCUAUUCUUCUACCUCAGAAUGACCUACCAGGAUUCACCACUGUUGUGCCAACACAGAAUUCUUUUGCCAGUCAUGUUCAUUAUCACCAGCAUCGACAUCACCACUACAGACGUCAUCAUUCCAAUGUGUCCCACCCCCACAGAACCAAAAGAAGGCCUCGGCCUUCUAGAGGGGAGGCCAGGGCGGACUUGGGGGGACAGAGGGAGCACGGGACAUCUAAUAGCGGAGAGUCGAGAUCUCUUUUAACACGCAAAGAACCCAGAACUCUACCAUCUAGACAUUGCCUUGAAUCAAGGACUAAUAGAGAUGCCACCAGAUACAACCAGUCCUCACCACUGUCUGCUUCACAAACACAUGAGCCAAAUGAACCUGAAGCCUCAACUUCUUUAAGGAACCACAGGGCUGAACCUUUAAGUAGAACUCACCGGAAGAAACGAUCCUCUGCACCAGUGCAACCUCCUCUGUACAGUACCCGCCACUUCUGCACCAACCUUGGUGUUCAGCACUGUGAAAGAACUCAGCCCAUGUGGGCAGAGGGUGCCAGACUUGUCAAUGCUAGAUUAAACACACACAGAGAAAACACAGCAAUGAUGCACUUGUAUCACCCACCUCAUCAUGACCAGGGUGCCGAUGCUGAAGGGAUUGAAGCUGUUUGUGAACAUGCAGUGUAAAAUCCGGCAGUACAUCCAUGUCUGGCAUGACCCAACCGUACAGGCUGCAGUGGUGGGGGGGCGGGUGCAGAGUCCCCAGCACUUGCCAUCUAAUCCAAGCUUCCAGAUCCUCCUUGAGCCAUUUAGGUCAUUUUCCACCCUUUUCAUCUCCGCAGAGUCUGUGCAGCUGCUGACUUAGUCCACAACAUCUGUGCAUAAUUUUCCUGUGAUGUGACUGAGAGCUCCUUAAAUCUAUACAAUAUCAAAUCAGAGUGCCUGGAAAGCUCUCUUUCUAUAGCAGUGCCAUUCACGGGAUCAGUGACCUACAAGCACUACUCUGCAGCUCCUCUAAAGGAAAUCAUCAGACUUUAGAGUAUGUUAAAGGAAGACGUGACCACUAUUGGUCUGUGAAUGUAUGGCUAGUUGCAUAUAGCACAGCCUUGUUGAUCUUCUGAGCAUACCAUUCAUACUACUUGCCAAGACUGAAGCAUUCCGCACCUAACGGAAUUCCAAAAAAUGCAGCUGAACAGGCCAAUCACCAGUCAUUUUAUAUUGCCAGUCCAAUGUGUAUUGUGUGCUAAACAGUUCACUGGAAU